AACCAAUUCAUUUUAGAUGGAUUAUAUAAAUUCCUCGCAUCCCAAUUUUAUUGGUGGGACAAAAGCGGUUGAUAUGGCUCAAAUGGAACUGAGGGCUAUGCAGCCAUCGAUUGGUGAAACUAAUGCACUCCGAAGUCCAAGAAUAUAUGUACAGCAAGCUUGGAGCCGAAUGAUCAUGUGGUUCAACUUGUGAGGGAGAUGAUGCUGAUAAGGAUCCAGCAGCAAACAAGGGCCACAAAUUAGCAACUGUAGCCAAAUUUCUGAAUGGUGCUUUGCCUAGCCAGGUGGGUCGAACUCAAUCUGACAAUGGUAGAGUGGCAUCAGUAGAUGAAUAGAGGGGAGCAAAACAUUGAAAAGAAGCUGGUUAGAUUUUUCUUUUGGUUCGGGGGUUGGGCCGCGGGGAUGGGGCUUGAAGCUUCAACGUGGAGAAGUACGUCAACCACAAGGACGUGGGGGGUUUCCUCCCUAUUUGGAAGCCGAGGAUCAUCAGUAGGGAAUUCAUCUAAGAGACAUGCUGCUGAAGUGGUGCAUGAUAUUGACCAGGCACCCCCUGCUAUACAAUUGAAAAAUCCACCAUCAAUCUUGAGGCCUGGAGAAACUGAAACAGAGUACCAAGUGGAGAUUGUAGUGACGAAAAUACUCAUAACAUCUUACUAUGAUAUUGUGAGGAGGAAUAUACAGGAUUUGGUUCCAAAAGCUAUUAUGCAUUAUCUGGUCAAUCAUGCUAAGAGGCAUCUUCUUGGCACGUUCAUAGAGAAAUUGUACCGAGAGAACCUUUUUGAAGAUUUGCUGCAAGAGCAGGACGAAGUUGUCACUAAGAGGAGGAGGACUGUAGAGAUGUGUCAUGCUCUGCAACAAGCUGUCGAGACACUCGAUGAGUUUGUUGCUGAUAUUUCUACACAAAGGUCAAGUGAUAGUAUGAAUGCAUCGCCAAAAUCUUCUUACCUUUCGUCAGACUUUUACUCGAAUUCAAGAUCUUAACAUCUAGGUAAUCUGAAUCUUGUAUAAUACUCCAAGAGUUAAUGUGUCAUUGCCUCCAUCUGUAGCCACUGCUUGUUCAUUCGAGGACUUCAGUACCAAGCGAGAGUCCACAUUUUUGCUGACAUGUCACCUGAUGGAACUAUUGAAGCAUCUAUUAGAUAGAUAAACUUGUAUAGUAGAUCUGUUGUGAGUUGCUUGUAGAGUAGUAUCUGUUAUGGAGACAUUGUCGUUUUGCUCCAACGAUUACAAUCACAGUGUUUUCUUCUGAUUUCUGCUCUUUGCUAGGUAGGUGGGUUAUAUACUUAUAUAUGUAGCUUCCAAAGUUUACUGUUUCUUCCAUCUUUUUCCUCUCAUCAAGCUUGGCUAAUCAUAAUUUUUAUUGGGAUGCUGUUUGUUGAAGUUCUAUUUGAGAGAUGUUAAUGUUCA
Nicotiana tabacum (common tobacco) is the source of this 1407-nucleotide messenger RNA. The record is from RefSeq and is a predicted model, not a curated record. Lineage: Eukaryota; Viridiplantae; Streptophyta; Magnoliopsida; Solanales; Solanaceae.